Molecule: messenger RNA, 867 nt
Organism: Salvia hispanica
Lineage: Eukaryota; Viridiplantae; Streptophyta; Magnoliopsida; Lamiales; Lamiaceae
Source: RefSeq, a predicted model, not a curated record
CUUCACCCCUUCAAUCACAUGGCAAGAAAAACUCAGGCUGAUGAUUCAAACACCAAUUUUCAAGAAGAUCUUGUGUUAUCCAUAAAAUGUAUAUCUUCGGAACUUCGCUACAACAGACAUGAAUUUGUUGCCUUCUCACACAGAGCGGACCGGCUGUUUUCUAUAUUGGAGGCCAAGGCAAGGCAGCCCGAUCUUCGCAUCGAUCCUCCAAAAUUCAACGGAGAUAACCCAUCGGGCUGGAUUUACAAGGUGAAAUCGUAUUUCGACUAUUUUCAGUUCUCAGAAGAGGAGCGUUUACGCUUAGUUGCGCUACUAUUUGAACACCCGGCGUCCAAUUGGCUCCGAUACCAACAUGAUAACGAUUUGCUGACGUCGUGGCCUAAUUUCUUGGAGGACGUGAAGUGGAGAUUCGACCCUCCCCGGGUGUUGAAAGUGACAGGUACGAUUUCGGAGGAACAUGUCCAAAUCUUGAUCAGUGGUGGCAGUACACAUAAUUUUAUCCAUCCCGAUAUUGUCAAGAAAUUUGAGUUGCAGGUUACAACAAUCGAUCCUUUCUGUGUGCAUGUGGCCAACCAAUCCUUUCCAUUGGUAUGUGGGCAAAAGUGUAAAAACACCAAGUUAUCUUUUGGAGGACAUGAGACUGUUGUCGGUUUAUUUGUGUUCCACAUUGAUGGUCCGGACGUGGUCCUAGGAGCUCCGUGGCUGAAGAGCUUGGGUGAGAUUAACCGAAACUAUGACGACCACACAAUGGAAUUUAGGCAUAACGAUAAGGUGGUUACGUUGCGCGGCGUUUGGGAGGACGGACGGCAAGUUAUUUUCAGUGCAGUGAAUAUUGCUAAGGGAUACGAAAUGUUGAAGAUAUUGUGA